Molecule: messenger RNA, 744 nt
Organism: Penicillium longicatenatum
Lineage: Eukaryota; Fungi; Ascomycota; Eurotiomycetes; Eurotiales; Aspergillaceae
Product: MSF1 domain protein
Exons: 1
Coding region: 1-744 (247 amino acids)
Biological process (GO): phospholipid transport
Cellular component (GO): mitochondrial intermembrane space
Molecular function (GO): phosphatidic acid transfer activity
Source: RefSeq, a predicted model, not a curated record
AUGAAAUUCUUCGAGAACAAAUUCACCUACGACUACUCCUUUCCUGCUGUCUCUCUCGCCUACUUCCUCCGCUAUCCCAACCCUUACUCCCGCCAUGUCCUCACCACCGACGUGAUUGAUCGCUACGUCGAUCCCAACACCCAACGUCUGCAUACCACUCGACUCCAUCUCAAAAAGUCCAAGGUUCCUGCAGGAAUCUUGAAAUUGUUGCCUAAGGGAAUGGGUGGCUCCGACAAUUCCGGCCAGAGCUACAUCCUUGAGACCACCGUCGUGGAUCCGCAGGAGGGCUGGAUGGAGACCGAAUCCCGCAACAUGGAAUGGACCGGCAUCCUCAGUGUCGUGGAAAAGCAGCGAUACCAGCGCCUCCAAGCCGAAAAUGACGUUCGUGCUCUUGACGGUCUCUCCAUCGAUCAGCGAGCCGAACAGACUACCGUGCGCACCACUGUGACUUUCAAGUCUCGUCUCGGACAGGGUAAAUUGCUUGGCAGGAAGAAGGUGGACUCCACCGAAGCGGAAGAUGAAGCCCCCAAGAAGGGCUUCUUCUCCUCUCUGUCCACUGCCGGCAUUCAGCGGACCAUUGAGCUGAUCGGCGUGAGUCGCACUCGGGACGCCGUCUUGAAGAGCAAGGAAGGAAUGAACGUCGUUCUGGAACGCUUGCGCAGCGGCGGCAUUGUCGGUGUCCUGGAAGGUAUGCGUCGAGACCGCGAGGCAUUGGGACUCGAUAAGGCCUUGACGCGUGUGUAG